ACGCGUUUUUCUUGAGACAAAUUUUCACGGACGCGAAAAGUAAUGAAAAAUGGAACCAAAAAAACUGAUAAUGUGGUAAUAAUUAUUUUACCGCAAUUAUUUAUCUUUGUUUACAAAUUCAGAAUCUCGAUGUGAUAUUUUGAAAUUGGGCAGGGAGCCAGUUCGCUAUAAAUAAAACUUAUGCACUGCAAACUAUGGUGUACGAAAAAAAUUGGUAAAUAAAUAAUUGAUGAAAAAGCGGAUAUAGAUGGAAUACACGCGUGUUUUUGUGUUUCCAUUAGUAAAUAUGUGUGGACUGGAGUGUUUGUCUAAACAGUAAACGGUUGACAGUUAAAGAUGUUAGUGUUUCCGUGGUGGUGAAUUAAUAAAAAUGACUGAAUCAAAGAGUGGUGAUAAGCUGACCGUGUCUACGGAGACCUUCGAAUCUCCUAGAAGGAUCAGUAGAACACCCCUUAGGAGUUCUAUACCCACGCAGUCCUUGGAGUCUCGGCUCUGGGAUCUGCUACAGCCUGUGGCUAGACUAUGGGGGCUCAUUACGGCGUUUGUUUGUUUAGUAAUGAGCGGCGCUGGUGCUGAGCUUGCAGUUUUACAAUACGAAGUUGCACCAGGAUUGAUUGCAGGUGCGGCCUUCGUGUUCAUUCUGGAGACGAUGUGGGUGGUGGCUCUGUUCGUGGACCUGCUGUGCCGGCGCGGGGACUACUCCCUCAAGCUGCGGUGUUGGGACUUCACCAGGUGGUCGUGUGGGAGAGCCCGCGCGCCGUUGUAUGCUUGCGCCGCGACCGCCAUCUUGUUCGCUAAUCUUACCGUGCUGGCUACUGUUGCAGGUGGAAUGCUUUUGGUACUGGCCGCUUUGAGAGCGGCUGUUCCUUUCUCUCCGUAUGCCUCCCAUGGGCCCCACUCUCCUAAAGCGGGAAGCUCUCUAUUGAGUCAACACGACACGCCUCUGCCUGAUGUGUACUACAACGCUGGACAGAAUGAUGAACGAUUCGAGGAGAUGACUCUUCUGAGCGUGCAAGCCCCGAGCCGGUCCCGGUCUCCGUCACCGGCACCGAAACCAGCGCUGCUAGAGCUAUAGCGAGUAGUCAUUUGUAUUAAGUAUUUAAGCAUAAAUUAUAAAAUUAUGACGUAA
Aricia agestis (brown argus) is the source of this 1129-nucleotide messenger RNA. RefSeq lists its product as uncharacterized. The record is from RefSeq and is a predicted model, not a curated record. The transcript has 5 exons. The coding region runs from base 371 to 1075 and encodes 234 amino acids. NCBI's taxonomy places the organism in Eukaryota, Metazoa, Arthropoda, Insecta, Lepidoptera, Lycaenidae.